Molecule: messenger RNA, 813 nt
Organism: Homalodisca vitripennis (glassy-winged sharpshooter)
Lineage: Eukaryota; Metazoa; Arthropoda; Insecta; Hemiptera; Cicadellidae
Product: transmembrane and ubiquitin-like domain-containing protein 1
Exons: 2
Coding region: 1-813 (270 amino acids)
Molecular function (GO): protein binding
Source: RefSeq, a predicted model, not a curated record
AUGCCAGUUAUCGAGGGUAUUGGCGAUGAGGUCAUACAAUGUUUCUCCGUAGUAUUACUAGUGUUGGCAGUGGUGAUAUUGUGGUCAACUAAGAGAAGAGAAAACCAAAAUUUAAUCCUAACCUUAGAGCACACGGUACGGAACAGAAUAGAUGAAGCCAUCACUGCUGCAACAUCGCUUCCGGAAAUUAUCACGAACCAAGAUGCCUCUAAUGGUAUGGAGAAUGUAUUUAUGAACCACGACUGGCUAGAAAAUGAAAGUGAGUCUGCUUUCGCGAGAGAUGGAGUCAUUACCUGUUCUAACAUAGAAGGUUCAGAAUUACUUCCUGUGGAAAGAUCAUUGACAACUGACACUCAACCAGGUCCAUCUUCCAAAGAACAGAUUCCAAGGAAGAAAAAAGACCAAUUCUUGAUAGUUCAAUCCAGAACCCCAUCAAUGCCAGAAAUCACGAGAAAUAUGCCAGAGUUGGCGCGGGGAAAACGGGUUAGAUUGAUCUUCAACGGCCGCAUUCUGGAUCGCGACCAUGAGACGUUGCAGGAAUAUGGGUUGUACGAGAACUGUGUGGUCCACUGUCUGGUUGAUAACAAUUGCACACUCAUUACCCCCAACACUGCCUCCAGCUACCACCAGUCCCUUGACUUGAGCCUCAGUUCAAUCCUAUACAGUCUCCUCUUCCUCCUCCUGACUCUCCUCUGGUUCUGCCGCUUCCAGUACUCUCAUCUCUUCACACUCUUUGCCACUGUGUCACUGAUAGAUCUCACAGCAUUAUUUGCUGUGUACAUGUUCCUUCUGUACCUUCCCAGUCGCAACUAA